UGGUGACGUUCAGUCAAAAUGCGAGUUCGCUUGCUUGUUUGCGCGCUUUGCAUCUCUUCCAAAAUAUUACUCUAUAGUGUCAUAGUUUAUCGAUUCUUACUACAUUCUUAAUGUGGUUUAUAUAGGACCUCCCACCUAUGCUCAGUUAAGAUGAAGGCUUCUAGCAUUGCUUAACAAGCACUAUUUUUCCUCGGGGCACUAUGGUUGGAAUUCCAAAGAGCAAAGGUUGCCAGCUCUGCAGGAGUCGAAGCGUCAAGUGUGACGAGACUCGGCCAAGCUGUUUGCAAUGUACCAAAGGAGGCCGCGAAUGCCCUGGCUAUUCACGUGAAACGAAGUUUGUCGACGAAGCUCUACGUCUUCGGUGGAAAGUCUCUCAACCCUCUUCUGGCAAACCAACCUGCAUAAAGACACGUGGUACUCUUAAGCCUCCUUCAUUCAAAUCAGGAAGUUUGGAACUGGCCCAGACUGUGUCUUGCUGCAUUAGCGAGCUUUUCCCACUCCACCAUAUGACGUUGCAACUCUCAAUUCUCGGUAGCUGGCUUUGGUAUGUGCCAAAACGACUGGGAAACAACAUGGUUCUCGAUUCUGCUGCGAGAGCCCUAUCAUUGGCACAUUUUGCCCGACUUUCAAUGCAGGAAGCCGCAACGAUUAAUAGCUUAGAAUCAUACUCUCAAGCUUUGACUAGUCUCUCAAAAGCACUCAAUCGGCCGGACACGAGAUACUCCUCGGAGAUCGUGGCCGCGACGAUGCUUCUUGGGCUUUUUGAGAGUUUUGUAGGCAUGGAAAACACAUCUUGGAUCAAACACGCAGGUGGCACGGGAGCUUUGCUGCAAGUGCGAGGUGCCCACCUCCACGAAUCUGAAUUUGAUUAUUACAUGUUCCUUGCAUGCCGUGGUCCCAUUAUUUCAGGAGCUCUGAUGUCUGGGACAUCUUGCUAUUUGGACAGUCCUGAAUGGAUGGCUCUCUCAGCCUACAACAGUAAACUCUUCCCGUCCAAGCGCAAAUCGUUUCAACAAUAUGGACUGGAUCCGAGACCAAAUGAAAAUGUUUUCGUAAGUUGAAGGUAGUUGAACAUUGUAAUAUUUCUAUCUCAAGUGUAUGACAAGACUUUGCGACAUAAGGCGCCUCCAACUUGUCGAUCUCCUUUUUCGUCAAGGUCACCUUUGUUGCACCGACAAUCUCAUCAAUGCGCUCCUUCGAAUUCAAACCUACAAUUGGAUUCACGCCUUUGUGAAGGCACCAGGCUGCUGCGACUGUCGCCAUCGAGAGGCUUCUCGCCUUUGCUACCUCUUCAACCGCCUUGACAAUAGCUUCGUCAACUUUAUUGUCUUUGUCGAAUAGCCUGGCAAGGGUGGCAUCAUGCUCCUCUCGCAACGUAUUGGGA
Molecule: messenger RNA, 1384 nt
Organism: Mollisia scopiformis
Lineage: Eukaryota; Fungi; Ascomycota; Leotiomycetes; Helotiales; Mollisiaceae
Exons: 5
Coding region: 201-1061 (286 amino acids)
Biological process (GO): regulation of DNA-templated transcription
Molecular function (GO): zinc ion binding; DNA-binding transcription factor activity, RNA polymerase II-specific
Source: RefSeq, a predicted model, not a curated record